CGAAAUUCAGUCAGUGUCAGACUAAUGGGCUGUUUCAAACCAUUUUCUAAUUUUCUAUUUUGGUAUGAAACACCAAAAGUAGUACAUAUUCGAAGUAAAAAGGUUGGAAUACUGGGAAGAUUUCUGCAGCUGUGUGUCCUUUCAUACAUUGUCGGAUAUGUUAUGGUUUACAAUAAAGGUUACCAAGAGUUUGCUAAUGUUGAAAGUGCAGUUGUAACGAAAGUAAAAGGUGUUGCAUUCACGAAUACCAACAAAAACAUUCCUGACAUCUACAGAAGAAUUUGGGAUACUUCUGACUUGAUUAUACCUCCAUCCGAAAAUGACGCAUUUUUCAUCACAACGAAUAUUAUCAUUACACCAAAUCAAACUAGGGGAGCCUGCAGUGAGGACCCAGAUGUGUAUGGAGCAUUAUGCGAUUCACCACAGAAUUGCAUAAGGGGGCAAUCUUUGCCGAUCGGAAAUGGAGCCAUGACUGGGCGUUGCAUUCCAAGUGAUGCUAACUCAAGUGUUAACGUCUGUGAAAUAUUUGCCUGGUGUCCUAUUGAACAAGAUAUUUUUCCUUUGGGAACAGAUCGUCCAUUGCUUGAAGAAACUGCCGAUUUUACAGUUUUGAUUAAAAACUUCAUCGAAUUUCCAACGUUUGGGAAAACAUUUCGUCGACGAAACAUCAUGGAAGAUGCUAACAAAACCUAUCUCCAGUCUUGUCAUUAUAAUCAAGAAAGAGAUCCCUUCUGCCCUGUGUUCCGAAUAGAAGAUAUAGUCUCGUUUGCGGGAGAAAAUUUUACACAACUAGCAAUCCGCGGGGGAGUUAUCGUCAUCUCCAUCGACUGGAAUUGCAAUCUUGAUUUAGAUUUUCUUGAAUUUUGCAAACCUAUUUACAGUUUCAGAAGAGCUGAUGAUCCAAAUACCAACAUCGCUCCUGGCUGGAAUUUUAGACACGCCAAUUAUCACGAAGAGAACCGGCGAACGCUAGUCAAAUCUUACGGUAUUCGCUUCGUUAUUGAGGUCCGAGGUCAGGGUAGGAAAUUUAACAUUCUUCCAACUAUGUUGAAUAUUGGAUCUGGACUAGCCCUUCUUGGAGUGACAACUGUGGUUUGCGACUUCAUCAUUUUAUAUUUUACCAAAAAGCGCAUGUUUUACAAAGGAGUAAAAUACUUGCUGGUUGACGGCGAAGAUCCAGAGAGAGCACCACUUCAAACGGAAGCGGGAAUGACAACUUAUGGGAGCAAUUGAAAUAAUAUGCCUUACCUAUUUUACAUUCCGAAUAAUUUUCACAUACUUUAAACAGAAGUUACUAUUCUUUUAAGGGAUCUAGUCAGAAAUUCAUGUUAUUUUUAGCUGAAUUCUAAUAUGAACCAUAUUUUUAAAACAUACACAGGAUACUAAUAUAAUCUUUUAAACUAAA
Daphnia pulex (common water flea) is the source of this 1405-nucleotide messenger RNA. RefSeq names its product P2X purinoceptor 4-like. The transcript is spliced from 9 exons. Gene Ontology annotation, cellular component: plasma membrane; nuclear inner membrane. Gene Ontology annotation, molecular function: purinergic nucleotide receptor activity; extracellularly ATP-gated monoatomic cation channel activity; ATP binding. Bases 25 to 1233 code for a protein of 402 amino acids. The record is from RefSeq and is a predicted model, not a curated record. Gene Ontology annotation, biological process: monoatomic cation transmembrane transport; response to ATP. Lineage: Eukaryota; Metazoa; Arthropoda; Branchiopoda; Diplostraca; Daphniidae.